CUCAUGGUGCCAGCCCCUGUACAAACAUCCAGCUCACAGGCCCUGUCGGGACACCAGAAGAAAAACAACCCUGGGAGAAGAUCCUGUCACUACACGAGAGACACAACCAAUGUGAACAGGCACAGGAAGGACCUGGUACCUGGAUGCAGCCCUGAUGGAACCACAUGCACCUGCGUUGGGGGAACACCGCAGAUGGUAGGACAGCUUUUCUCCUCCAGGGUCUCCAGCCUCAGAUUGGAAUCAGACUACAGAAACUGCAGCCACAGCAUCCCACCAGGACACAGGGAGUCCUGGUGCAGAACCUGUCUGCAGCCCAGGAAGGGGAAGAUGAAGCCAGCAGCAACGUGGAUGCAAGUCAAGAACUGGACAAUGAUGCCAAACAGAGCAGAAGUAAACCCUGCUAAUGGAGCAGUGCACGUGUGCCUGCGUUGGCACUCCAGUUCGGUACUGUUCCUGUCUGUGGCUCAUCAAAAGAUGGGGAGGAAGAAAUGCUACCUACAAUUUAGCAGUUCUAUGAUGAAAAAACUUAUUUUUAAGGCAAAGCUUGCAACCUGUGGGUUGCAACCUGUGCCAUCACCGUGCACUUCCAACACGAGGCUAGUUCCAUCUUCCAGUCCUGUCCUGCAGUCAGGUAUUUGUAGGCAGCAACAAGGUGUCCCCUUAGCAUCCUCUUCUCCAAGCUGAAGAUAUCCAGCUCUCCCAGCUUCUUCAUGCGCAUCAUGUUCUGCAUCUCCUGACCGUUUUGAAGGACUUCUGGUUGACUCUCUCCUGUAUGUCAAUAUUGUUCUUGUACUGGAGGGAGCCCAAAACUGGACACAGUACUCAUAUGAAAUCUUAUGAAAGAACACUUCCCUGGCCCUCUUGUUAAUACAGCUCAAGACACUGUUGACUGCCUUUUCUGCGAGGACACACUGCUGACUCAUAUUCAAAUUGUUCACUAGAACACCCAGGUCCUUUUCUGCAGCGUUGCUUCCAAACAGCCCCCAGCCUGUACUGUCACAUGGGGAUACUCCUUCCCAGAUGCAAGGCCUCGCAAUUGCUCUUGCUGGACUCCAGAAACUUUGCAUCAGCCUGACUCUCGAGACUGUGGAGCUCCCGCUGAAUAGCAGCCCUGCCCUCCAGCUGAAUUCAGCUUUUGAAAUACAAUAAAAGAAUGUAAAAGCUAGAGAGACACAGUGGGAAAGAAACCCUGUACAUCAGAAGCCUCUCAAGGGAAAUCAGAGAACCAGAUGGAGAUGAUAGUUUCAUUUACCUCUAGAAGUUACUCACAAUGGGAAGGAAACAUUACAGAAAUGCUUAGUUGGCUGAGCAUUCUUCUAUCAGCAGUAAGAAGUUGGUUUGAUCUUCUGUCUUACCAUCUUGAAAAAAAAUAUUUGUGCUGGUUUCUUACGAUGUACUGACAAUUUGCCUUAUGAUAUUGGUAUUGUGUGGUAUUAUAUUUGUGUUUGCUUCCCACAACAUUUUAAUUCUGUACCUGUUUUGAUUUGAUGACAGGGACAGGUCUGUCACAAACUAAAGUGGAGUCUUUAUUAUGCAGUUCUGUUUCCCCCAGAGGAGCUGCCUGGGAACUCUCAUGAACUGAAAUAUGCAGUACUCUGCUGCUGGUCUAUUUAAACUAAUUUUGUGCUGAAAUCUUAGAAGGAAGAUUCUGAAAGCCACUGAGACCACCUGGAUUUAUCUAAUUCUUCAGAUUCCUUUUGUUACAUAAAAAGCAUGUAUUAAGACAAGUCA
This is a messenger RNA of Tyto alba (common barn owl), 1731 nucleotides long. RefSeq lists its product as uncharacterized. Lineage: Eukaryota; Metazoa; Chordata; Aves; Strigiformes; Tytonidae. The transcript is spliced from 5 exons. Bases 4 to 684 code for a protein of 226 amino acids. The record is from RefSeq and is a predicted model, not a curated record.